Messenger RNA from Tachyglossus aculeatus (Australian echidna), 2125 nucleotides. It is a transcript of the gene IPPK, whose product is annotated as inositol-pentakisphosphate 2-kinase. The coding region runs from base 178 to 1653 and encodes 491 amino acids. The record is from RefSeq and is a predicted model, not a curated record. NCBI's taxonomy places the organism in Eukaryota, Metazoa, Chordata, Mammalia, Monotremata, Tachyglossidae. Gene Ontology annotation, cellular component: nucleus. The transcript has 13 exons. Gene Ontology annotation, molecular function: ATP binding; inositol-1,3,4,5,6-pentakisphosphate 2-kinase activity. Gene Ontology annotation, biological process: inositol phosphate biosynthetic process.
GCAGGCCGUGAGGAGACGAGCGGGCCGGGGUGAGCGGGGGCCGUCCGCACAAUAGACGGCGGCCGCUGAGGAGGAAGCGGCUGAGGCGGCGGCUGAGGCGGCGGCGACCACCCUCGCACGGGCUUCGCCGGCCCUUAGGGCCCCGGGCCGGUGGGACCAACCCGGCUGGGCCGGGUUAUGGAAGAAAGGAAGAUGGACCAGAAUGAAUGGAGAUACCAUGGAGAGGGGAAUAAGAGCCUUGUCGUGGCCCACACCCAGCGCUGUGUGGUGCUGCGUUUUUUGAAGUUUCCACCAAAUAGGAAUAAGACGUCAGAAGAAAUUUACCGCCAUCUACAAAACAUAGUAGACUUUGGCAAGAAUGUCAUGAAAGAGUUUUUUGGGGAGAAUUACGUUCAUUAUGGGGAGGUUGUUCAGCUACCUUUGGACUUCGUAAAGCAGCUUUGUUUAAAGAUACAAUCAGAGAGACCAGAGUUUCGCUGCAAUAAAGAUUUGGACACUCUCAGUGGUUAUGCCAUGUGCCUUCCUAAUCUUACGAGGCUCCAGACUUACCAUUUUGUAGAACAUCGGCCUAUUUUGUGUGUAGAGAUUAAGCCAAAAUGUGGGUUUAUUCCUUUUUCCAGUAAUGUUACCCAGGAGUUGAAGCACAAGGUGUGUCGUUACUGCAUGCAUCAGCAUCUCAAGGUGGCAAGUGGAAAAUGGAAGCAGAUAAGUAAAUACUGUCCUCUAGAUCUCUUCUCAGGAAAUAAGCAGAGGAUGCACUUUGCCUUGACAAGUUUGUUACAAGAAGCACAGAACAACUUAAAGAUAUUUAAGAAUGGAGAAUUAAUUUAUGGCUGCAAAGAUGAUCAGGACUCGGUUGCUGAUUGGAAUGAACUUGCCCAUCAUUUGAAGCCCUUCUUCUUUCCUUCAAAUGGAUUAGUCAGCGGACCCCACUGUACAAGGACAAUUAUUAAAGAACUGAUUCAUGUAAUAACAAUGAUUUUACUAAGUAGUACAGACAACUGCAGGGCAGGUGACAUGAAGACAGUCCCAGUUUCCCAAGGAAGGAGCUACUGUGAAGCAAGUCCUUUCAGCAAGGAACUUGUAAGAAAUGGUAAAAACAAACUGGAAAGCUCAGGGUUACCAAAGGGUUGUCUCUUGUACAAAACCCUUCAGGCCCAGAUGCUGGAUAUGCUGGACAUCGAGGGGCUUUACCCGUUGUACAACAGAAUUGAGCAGUACUUAGAGGAGUUUCCUGAAGAAAGAAAUACAUUACAGAUAGAUGGACCGUAUAAUGAAGCGUUUUAUAAACGACUACUUGAUCUUUCAACUGAAGAUGAUGGAACUCUAGCGUACGCUUUGACAAAGGUCCAGCAGUAUAGAGUGGCUAUGACUGCUAAAGAUUGCUCCAUUAUGAUUGCUCUUUCACCGUGUCAGCAGGAUGAAUGCUCCGAACAAAGACCUAUAGUUCCAGCAUCCAAAUCCAGAUUCACCUUCUCAGUCUCAGUCCUGGAUCUAGAUCUCAAACCCUAUGAGAGUAUUCCCCAUCAAUACAAACUUGAUGGCAAGAUCGUCAACUAUUUUUUGAAGAAUGUCCAGGCCAAAGACGACCCUCUGAUGUCAAAUCGGUUCAAGGAGAAUGAAGAUUGCACAUUAGUCCUUCAUAAGGUGUAGUAGUUUUUCCCAGAUUGUCUUUUGAACCUGAGCAGUUUAGAAUGUUAAGGUUAAUGAAAUAGUCAUGAAUUUUCCGUUGUUCAUUGCAUUUUUCAGCUGUGAAUGUUUUUGCUUUUAACCACUUUUGAAGUGGUCUUACCGUUCAAGGCCGUGAAAUUGAAGAGCACUAAAGCCAUCUUCCAGUAUUCGACUUGAAGGAAUGCAUUGAUUGAUUAAAAAAAAAAAAAAAAGAAAUUUUAAACAAUGGCAUGUGCCAUUUCGCUCAACAGAGUGAUUGGAAGGCGCAUGUUUGAAAACUUAGAUGCUAUGGUGAAUUACGGGGGAAAUGUUCUCGAUUACUAGUUUGAAGACACAGAACUCGGAUACAGUCCUCAAAUGAAAAAGCCUUAUUACUUACAUCAAGCUUCUGAUCUCAAAAUGAGUAUACCUGUCAUAGCCGUCAUAUGUGUUUUGAACUUAAAAAUUUUUACUA